Messenger RNA from Naegleria fowleri, 654 nucleotides. RefSeq lists its product as uncharacterized. The transcript is spliced from 2 exons. The record is from RefSeq and is a predicted model, not a curated record. Gene Ontology annotation, molecular function: protein binding. Bases 1 to 654 code for a protein of 217 amino acids. NCBI's taxonomy places the organism in Eukaryota, Heterolobosea, Eutetramitea, Acrasida, Naegleriidae.
AUGAAAAAAAUUUUCAAUUUCUUUAGCCGUGACAAGAAGAACUGUCAAACCCAUACGCAAGGCAAUGUUAACAAAGAACCAACCAAUGCACCUUCUUCCCCUUCACAGAAUGAAGUGUUUGAUUUCAAGUUAAACCCAAAUGAAAGCCUUGAAGAACAGUUGAUGCAAGCAGCGAUCAAGGAAAACUUGAACCACAUGAAAGAAUUGUUGAAAUUGGGAGCCAUUCCUACCACAAGAAGGAAAUUAAAGACGAGAUGGUUCGACAUCGACUAUCCUCUCUCCAUGAAAGUUGAAAACGUGUGGACCUUUUCCACUCCCUUACAUUUGGCCCUUAUGAAAAAUUGUGAACGACUUGUCAAGAUAUUGCUUGCUCAUGGAGCUGACACGAGAAUUCCAUAUCGAGAGGAUGAGAGGAUCACGACAUGUUUGGAAUUGACAAAACAACUAGAACCUUUUCUUUCAUUGAUCACAAAAGCGUUCGAAUGGACUCCUGAAAAUCACGAAUUGUUACCAUUAUUGGAAUUGAGAAAAAAGAUCAAAUGGUUGCACAUGUGUUUUUGUCACUCCACACGUGGUGGUCAUUUAAUUAGUUUGGAUUUGGAUUCGUUGAGCUUGAUUUACACCUUUGUGUGUCAUGAAUACUUUUUUGAAUAG